Colletotrichum scovillei is the source of this 2029-nucleotide messenger RNA. RefSeq names its product glycosyl hydrolase family 16. Bases 607 to 1854 code for a protein of 415 amino acids. The transcript is spliced from 2 exons. Gene Ontology annotation, cellular component: fungal-type cell wall. Lineage: Eukaryota; Fungi; Ascomycota; Sordariomycetes; Glomerellales; Glomerellaceae. Gene Ontology annotation, molecular function: glycosyltransferase activity; hydrolase activity, hydrolyzing O-glycosyl compounds. Gene Ontology annotation, biological process: fungal-type cell wall organization; carbohydrate metabolic process. The record is from RefSeq and is a predicted model, not a curated record.
UUGUAAACCUGGAAGUACCUGACUGUAACUCUAUGGCCCAGUGGUCUUACUUCUCCCAAUGACUGAGGUGAGGUGGGAAAUGUCUCUCUCCUCGGUGCCCGGCUUCACCGUUGCCCGCCUGCUUUCAUCUCUGCUCGUGUUCAUCCUCACCCACUUCCACUUACACUUACACCCCACAUCAGGGUACUUUGUACAUUCGUGAUUCACUUUCUUCACUUUCGGUCGCCUAGAAUCCGCCAGCCUCCCGUUUACUGUUUCCCAAGCGGCGGCUUCGACCUAAACUUAGAGACACAGCGUCCGGUGCCGUCCUUUCACCAUUUUCUGCUUCCUUGGCCUCCCACUUGCCCAGUGCGCUAGUUUCUUUCUUCCAUCCCUCUAGCCUUUCCCUAAUUUCUAUAUUUGGGACAUCUUCCUCGGAUCACCGUCCGUGGUUGUUUACUCGUCUUGUGUUACCUCAACCUUACCUUACUUCUCAACGUCGAUAUCUACCCUUGCUCCCGCUCUUUUUCUGCAGCAAGUUUGACUUCAACGACAAUCACUCACAGCCUCACCCUCGCCAUCGCCCUCCUCCUCCUUCUCACAUCUCUUCCAUAAUCGCAACUCAAGAUGAUGCGCUACGCAGCUCUGACCCUGGCCGCUGCUGGCCUGGCUUCUGCCCAGACCUUUUCCGCUUGCAACCCCGUCAAGGGCGACACAUGCCCUGCCAACACCGCUUUUGGCGGCGAAGCCAGCUAUGACUUCCGCACCUCCAAGAACAUGAAUGACCUCGAGUCCUUCUUCAUCGUCGACGGCGGCAUCAAGUACAACCCCAAAGUCCUGUCAUUCUCCGCCGACACGGGCUGCGAGAUGACCAUCUUCGAGGAGAGCAACGCCCCGACCCUCACCUCAAAGAACUACCUCUUCUUCGGCAAGGUCGAGGUCGAACUGCAGGCCGCUCCCGGUCGCGGCAUUGUCACUAGCAUUGUCCUGCAGUCUGACGCCCUGGACGAGAUCGAUUGGGAGUUUGUUGGCGCCGACCAGACCCACGUCCAGACCAACUUCUACGCCCUCGGCGUCAACGACUACACCCGCGCUCGCUACUACGAGGUCCCCUUCAACCCAAUGACCAGCUUCCACACCUACACCAUUGAGUGGACCAAGGAGUCCAUCGUCUUCUCCAUUGACGGAAAGGUCUACCGCACCGCCACCCCCGCCGAGGGCAACUACCCGCAAACUCCUAUGCAGCUGAAGCUCGGAACCUGGGUGGGUGGAAAGGGCACUGCUCAGGGCACCAUCGACUGGGCUGGUGGUCUCGCCCAAUGGGAUCAGGCUCCCUUUGCCGGUCACUACCGCUCCCUCAAGGUCUGGGACUACGCUGGUGGUGACAAGGCUGGUGCCAAGCAGUACGAGUAUUCCAAGGGCUCCGACGGCAAGUGGCAGAGCAUCCAGAUCAUCGGCGCCGGCGAGAAGAGCGGCAGCCCUGGCAGUGUCGGCAAUGUCGCCAGCCCCAAGCCGGAAAAGUCCAGCGACAAGGACGACAAGAACAAGGCCCAGCAGUCCGAUGCCCCGACACAGAGUGCUAAGAACACCACCACCGUCGUCCAGACUCCCACCACCAGCGCCCCGGUCGCGUCCUUGACUGUCGCCGCCAACACCACGACCACUCAUGCUAACGGCACGUCAUCGACCCUGACGAGACUGGUCUCUACCUCUGGAUCUCCCACCGGAUCUGUCAACGCCCAGACAACUCUUCCCUCCACAACUAGCGGCACUCCCGCUCGAACAAGCGCACCGGCGCCCGCUGCUGCGUCCACUCUGAAGAGCAGCUUCUUCGUUGCUGGUAUCGCGGCCUUGUUCGCUGCCAUGAUGCUGUAAUCGGAUCGCAAUCACGAUCGGUCAGCUUUGCCUGCGUCUUCCAUCUGUGCAUAUGUUUCGGAAGGCGGGCGUGUAUGUAUGUAAUUAUGUAUAAUGAAAAGGGACAGGGGCGUAUUGGCAUCGGAAGCCAGGCUUGCUUAUAGAUUGCUCUACUAAUAAUACCACUUUGACUACA